AUGGCCCCGGAUGUCGGCAUUUCGUCCCCUCACUUUGGUGGGAAAACAUCGCCGCGAGAAGGCAGAUCGGUCGCAGCUGAGUCCAUGACCUCUGAUGACACGCCGAAGAAUGCCGAUAACGGACCGGCUGAAAAUGAGGGACACAGAGAACGAGACAGAAUGCACCGACGGUCGGAAGAGAAUGGGCUAUCGGAUGACAGUGCACAGGACACAUCUGACGAUAAGGGCAAGGAUGCCGGAGUUCAUCUAAAACGUCGCGUCAAACAACCUCCAGAUCAUUCCGGUGCGGCAGACAACGUGGAUUUCGCUGACGUAGCGUCAGUGACAGAGCCACAGAAAUCAAGUGCUACUGGCGACCGCGGGUCGAUUAUCAUUCAGCCUGCUGGCUUGCUUGCAGCCACGGCUUCGUUGAUGCCUAGUCAGUCACAUGCUAAAAGUGUUCUAUCUCGUUCAAACGAAAUGGUAAAUGAAGGCGAGCCCAAUCAAGUUCGAGCAAAUCCUGAGCAACUGAAUCAAAAGAAUGAUUCCGAGGAUAAACAACCGGUGUCAUCUGCAAAUUCAAGCUCACAGUCCAAACGAUCUAGCUUGGUCAUGUCCAGAACAGUAGGAGCAUCGGGACAAAACUCAGCAGACAAGCGACGAUCUCUACUUUUCGAACCGGUUAUAAAUGAGCCGGACCCCAGUAAGGAGGUUUGCAACAUUGAAGUGAAAAUUGCUGAUCUGGGAAAUGCCUGUUGGAUCUACCAACAUUUUACGGAGGAUAUACAGACUCGACAAUAUCGUGCGCUCGAAGUACUCAUUGGAUCAGGCUACGGACCUCCAGCUGAUAUUUGGAGUACUGCUUGUAUGGCCUUCGAGCUUGCCACCGGUGAUUAUUUGUUUGAACCACAUUCUGGUGAGGACUACACCAGAGAUGAGGAUCAUCUGGCGCACAUCAUUGAGUUGCUUGGACCCAUUCCCCGUAACAUUGCUCUUUCGGGAAAGUACUCCAGAGAUUAUUUUGAUAAACGGGCCUGCUUACGGCAUAUUAGGCGCUUGAAGCCCUGGAGCCUGUUUGAUGUGCUUACGGAAAAAUAUGACUGGCCCCCGAACGAGGCUGCACAGUUCACCAGUUUCAUUGCUCCAAUGUUAGCCUACGAUCCUAAUGAACGGGCGACCGCUUGGGAUUGCUUGCAGCAUCCUUGGAUUACAGGCCAACCUUUCUCACCCAUUCUUCAAGAAACUCUUCCAGGUCGCAUUCCAUUUGGAGUUCCGCCCCCCGAUGGCUUGAUGGGUGAUGUUUUGUCCAACCCGGCGGUGUAUUAUCCAACACGAAGUGCUAUACCGGCGGCUUUCGAUCCCUCAUAUUGUAACGCUGCGCCAUUCAAUCCAGGUCAUCCCAUGGGCCCCGAACGUGGUUUGAAUUACCUUCCCCCCGAAGUUGCAUUCCCCACGGGCAGGGCACCUGGAGAGUAUGGUCAUCCAAUGCCCCACGAAAUCGGUUUGCCACCGGAUUCGAACCAACCACUGAUGGCUAUGCCGGAGGCAACUAGUUCUAUGGGACCGCAUUUUGUGUCGUGGCCUAUGAAGGGCAACCGAAAGCGACCGGAUGACGGUGACGCUUUUGAAGGGACCGACGGUGUUGCUGGUCCUGGUAACUUUCACAACAUACCGGACAUGAGUCCCGUUCCUACCGAUGAGGACUAUGAGGACGAAGACGACGAAGACGAUGACGAAACGAAGGGUGAUGAAGAAGAAUAUGAUGAUGAGGAGGAUGAAAGCGGUGGAGAGGAGGAUCGAUAUAAUCGGCACUAUUACGGCCAUGCUGCACACGCACCUAGUGGUUCGAGUGGUGCACCUUACCCGUACAUGUAUCACGCACCCGGUACUAAUCCAGAAGCAUCAAUGCAUUCGCGUAUCCCCGAUCCGGUGGCUAUGGCUAUGGCUUACGGUUUGUCCCCUAGUCGUGUCGCUAUCAUGGCGUAUGCAGCGGAAGCUCUUGGUCCGGAUACUGUAUGGGCUGGUCUAGCAGCCUCUCGUAAGCGACAACAAGAACGGCUGCUACAACAACAAAAGGAGCAGCAAGACAAACAAGCCAUGGAACAACAACAAACACAGAAGUCAACCGAAACUGGUGACCCAAGUGGUACAGAGGACAGGACUCUAUCAUCCACGUCUUCCACAAUGAACACAGCUGAAAGCACGGCGCCUGAACCGGACUCGAGGAAUAAGUUGGACUCAGAUAUCUCCACACGGCUCUAUCAAGUUGAAAGUUUAAAUGGAGGCAGCAAUGGAAAUGACAGUUCAACAUAUCUCUCUACAACACCCGGUGAUCCUGCCACUGCUGUUCCUAAUCCUCUGGUCGAAGUGAAACAACAGUCUGUUUGUGACAAUUCACACGAAUCGUGUAAUGUUGAUUCACGAGAAACCGUGACGGAGGCGUAG
Echinostoma caproni is the source of this 2424-nucleotide messenger RNA. NCBI's taxonomy places the organism in Eukaryota, Metazoa, Platyhelminthes, Trematoda, Plagiorchiida, Echinostomatidae. The record is from the annotation of a GenBank genome assembly.